Homalodisca vitripennis (glassy-winged sharpshooter) is the source of this 4335-nucleotide messenger RNA. RefSeq lists its product as uncharacterized. Bases 193 to 1410 code for a protein of 405 amino acids. The transcript has 2 exons. Lineage: Eukaryota; Metazoa; Arthropoda; Insecta; Hemiptera; Cicadellidae. The record is from RefSeq and is a predicted model, not a curated record.
UUAUCUAAUCAUGCUGUAUUGUAUCAAUUGCACUUGACAGAUAAAGAAACACUUAUAUACACGAGUUCAUAACGUAGCACAGUCGUACUUGUGAGCGGUACUUUUCUACUUGCUGAUUUAAGGGAGUUGUUUUAGGAUUUUUAAUUGCACAAUACAACACACACAUUUAGGCGCCAUAUAUUUUGUUUUAGGAUGACGGAGCUGACUGUGCCGGCCUGGCUGAACGAGAAAUUUCUAGAAACAGUUUUUCAGGAAGAGGAGAUUAAUCAGACAAGCAUCGCAAUAAUAGAUUAUGACAUCAAGUCAGUUAUGCCUCCAGGAUCCAACUACUCAAGUGACAUGUUCAGAGUACGUGUAGUCUACAGCGUGGGGAACUCACGCCAAGAACAGGUCACAUCCGUAAUAAUAAAGGUUCCAGUCGUCGAAGGGGUAUUUAAAGAAAUAGAAGAGUAUUUUAGCCGAGAACCAAUCAUGUACGAAAAACAGUUGCCAGCAAUGUCAAAGAAAAUAAAUCAUGAAUUCGCCCCAAAGAGCUUUCACAGCCCUCUAAAGAAUGUGCUUGUGCUAAAAGACUUGAAGGACGAAGGAUACGUCAUUGCCGAUAAAUUCAAACAGCUAGAUUACCCUCACUGUGAAUUAGUUUUUAAGACUGUUGCUAAAUUUCAUGCUGCAUCUUUAGCUUGUUACCAUGACGAUUUGAGAUUUAUUGAGGGAGUCUCUGCCGAAAACUUUUACAUCGAAGGAGGAACGUCAUUCAGAUCAUUCAUGGAAGGGUUUGUGAACCAAUUUGGAAAGGCUUUUGACGUGUUUGGAGUGGCUGACAGUUUCAAACGGCUUUUCAACGAUCGAGUAGGCAGGUUAUGGGACUCAGGGGUGAUGGCCUGUAAGCCUAAAGAGACAGGUUCCAAUGUUCUCGUCCAUGGAGACUUGUGGUGCAACAAUCUUAUGUUCAAGUAUGAUGGUUCAGGAAACUUGCUGGAUGUGAAGUUCCUUGACUAUCAAAGAACUAAAUUCUGUUCUCCAGUGGUGGAUCUUUUGUACUUUCUAUGGAGUAGUGCUAACAGUGAAGUCCUGGAUUCCAGGCAGAAGGAACUCUACAGCAUCUACCUGGAAACUCUCAACAGCACUCUGGAGCAUCUCGGCUCUGAGGCACGGCUCUCUGAGGAAGAGCUCCAGGAUGAUUUGAGAGCCUUAUCAGAUUGGGCUCUCAUCUGUUUGUGUUUUACAACGCCUUUAAUGUUAGCAGAACCCGAUAACGCUCUCGAUUUAGAGGCAAUCGAGUUGCAUAGUGUAGAAAAUGACGAAAAUACCCGAAAGGUACAACAAAUGUAUGGGGGAAAGCAUGCAAAAACUUUGAUCCCACGUCUCACAAGGAGCUACGAAAAGUGGGUCAACGGUCUUUAUACAUAAGUAUUGUAAACUAUUUCUCAUUGAACUUUCUUAAUAUUUUAAUAAUCAAUAUAUGUUAAAGUUACAGUUAUGUUUUAACCGUCAUAUACUAAGCCAAACCAUAUUUUCUAUUAUUUUAACAUAUACCUAUUGUAAACUGUAUUUAUAAAGUAUUGUAAUAAAAUAUCGCUUCAAUAGUUUACCAAGAACAUUCCAUUCCAUUAUCUGCACAAUUUAAUUUCAUUAGGAUCAAGACGUAUGGAUAUUACACAUUUUCAAAAAUACCAUCUAUGCAUUUAGCUUAUUUAUAAAUAUAAUACAGUGAAUAAGAUAUAAAUACGGAAAAAACUACGUGAACCUUCACUCAUGGUCUGCUCCCAUUAGAUUACAUUCGUAUUAGCUGAAAUAGAAGGAGAAAUAAUUCUAAGUCAAAGUGGUCAUCGUGUGUGAAAUCUAUGCACUUGAAUAUUAUUACAAGCGGAUGAUAAAAAGUGAAAUAUUUAGCCGUACAACUCAGACUCUAUGACUACAAUUAGAUUUCACGCGAAAAAUAUUAUUCCCAACCAUAAUUUAUUAUCCAAUUAUAUUAAUUUCUCAAUAUCGUUGUAUUAAGUGGAGGCUCAUCUCAAAGUCAGACUUACUUCAAAUCUAAAUCCCUCAAAUUAUAUUGAUUACUAUCGUUAUCUUAGUAUUGAAGUGGAGGCUCUCACAAAGUCAGACUAGAUUCGAAACUCAAGACCUCUAAUUAUAUUGAUUACUCUCAUUAUCUUUUUAUUGAAGUGAAGGCACUCACAAAGUGAAACUGGGUUCAGUUAUACUUAUUAGUCUCAGAAGCUUUGUAUUGAAGUGGAGGACAUUAAAAAAGUUAGACUGGAUUAGAAUUCCGUAUCUAAAUUAUGAUAACCACUCUCAAAAGUUUUGUAUUGAAGUGGAGGCUCUCACAAAGUUAAACUAGAUUCAAAAUCCGACCCCCCCAACUGUAUUGAUUACUAUCGUUACCUUAGUAUUGAAGUGGAGGCUCUCAUAAAGUCAGACUAGAUUCGAAAUUCAAGACCUCCAAUUAUAUUGAUUACUUUCAUUAUCUUUUUAUUGAAGUACAGGCUUCAAUAAAAAGGCUUCAACAAAGUGAAAUGGGUUCAAAAUAGUUCCCUUCAGUUAUACUUAUUAGUCUCAGAAGCUUUGUAUUGAAGUGGAGGCACUUAAAAAGUUAGACUGGAUUUGAAUUCCGUAUCUAAAUUAUGAUGACCACCCUUAAAAGAUUUUUAUUGAAGUGUAGGCUCUCAGAAGGUCAGACUAUAUUCAAAAUUCAAUCCAUCAAUUGUAUUGGUUACUAUCAUUAUCUUUUUAUUGAAGUUUAGGCUCUCAGAAGGUCAGACUAGAUCCAUAAUCCAAUCCCUCCAAUUUUGACUGAUUACUAUCGUUACCUUUGUACUGAAGUGGAGACUCUGAGAAAGUCAGACUAGAUCCAAACUCCAAUCCCUCCAAUUAGACUGAUUACUAUCGUUACCUUUGUACUGAAGUGGAGGCUCUCAGAAAGUCAGACUAGAUCCAAAAUCCAAUCCCUCCAAUUAGACUGAUUACUAUCGUUACAUUUGUACUGAAGUGGAGGCUCUCAGAAAGUCAGACUACAUCCAAAAUCCAAUCCCUCCAAUUAGACUGAUUACUAUCGUCACCUUUUUACUGUCUCAGAAAGUCAGACUAGAUCCAAAAUCCAAUCCCUCCAAUUAGACUGAUUACUAUCGUUACCUUUGUACUGAAGUGGAGGCCCUCAGAAAGUCAGACUAGAUCCAAAAUCCAAUCCCUCCAAUUAGACUGAUUACUAUCGUUACAUUUGUACUGAAGUGGAGGCUCUCAGAAAGUCAGACUACAUCCAAAAUCCAAUCCCUCCAAUUAGACUGAUUACUAUCGUCACCUUUUUACUGUCUCAGAAAGUCAGACUAGAUCCAAAAUCCAAUUCCUCCAAUUAGACUGAUUACUAUUUGUACCUUUGUACUGAAGUGGAGGCUCUCAGAAAGUCAGACUAGAUCCAAAAUCCAAUCCCUCCAAUUAGACUGAUUACUAUCGUUACCUUUGUACUAAAGUGGAGGCUCUCAGAAAGUCAGACUAGAUCCAAAAUCCAAUCCCUCCAAUUAGACUGAUUACUAUCGUUACCUUUGUACUGAAUUGGAGGCUCUCAGAAAGGCAGACUAGAUCCAAAAUCCAAUCCCUCCAAUUAGACUGAUUACUAUUUUUACCUUUGUACUGAAGUGGAGGCUCUCAGAAAGUCAGACUAGAUCCAAAAUCCAAUCCCUCCAAUUAGACUGAUUACUAUCGUUACCUUUGUACUGAAGUGGAGGCUCUCAGAAAGUCAGACUAGAUCCAAAAUCCAAUCCCUCCAAUUAGACUGAUUACUAUCGUUACCUUUGUACUGAAUUGGAGGCUCUCAGAAAGGCAGACUAGAUCCAAAAUCCAAUCCCUCCAAUUAGACUGAUUACUAUCGUUACCUUUGUACUGAAGUGGAGGCCCUCAGAAAGUCAGACUAGAUUCAAAAUCCAAUCCCUCCAAUUAGACUGAUUACUAUCGUUACCUUUGUACUGAAGUGGAGGCUCUCAGAAAGUCAGACUAGAUCCAAAAUCCAAUCCCUCAAUCCCUCCAAUUAAAUUGAUUACCAACGUUACCUUUGUACUGAAGUGGAGGCUCUCAGAAAGUCAGACUAGAUCCAAAAUCCAAUCCCUCAAUCCCUCCAAUUAAAUUGAUUACCAACGUUAUCUUAGUUAUUGAAGUAGAGGUUCUCACAGUUAGACUAUAUUCUCAGUCUGGUCUUGGCACUUACCAUCAAAGUCACAUUUUUCACAUACGUUAUCUUUCUAUGUUACUUUUAAGGGAAAAAUCAUUUCAACAAAACCCUCACUUUAGGAAUCAUAUUUUGAAAAUACAUUUUUGGCUGACCGCUAGCGAAGCUUGUCA